Anguilla rostrata (American eel) is the source of this 7089-nucleotide messenger RNA. RefSeq lists its product as uncharacterized. The transcript is spliced from 8 exons. The record is from RefSeq and is a predicted model, not a curated record. The coding region runs from base 378 to 3494 and encodes 1038 amino acids. Lineage: Eukaryota; Metazoa; Chordata; Actinopteri; Anguilliformes; Anguillidae.
CUAUCAUGUGGAAUGGUUUGUUUCAACAGUUGUGCUGAGGGCAAUCGGACUGGUGUUAUUGAUGUCUGCCGUACAUGCAUGCUCUUACACAGUUGGAAAUUCAGCUACAUCAGAAUGAGGACAGGGAGAACAGAUAAAGAAAAGGUAGAUGAUUUCCGCAGUCCUGUAUCGUGCCGUAGGUUCUUCUAGACAGAGAGCACUGGAACACACAGGAUGAGUCACUGGAUGAAAAAGGAGAUAUUCAACCUGUGCGUAGCAUAACUUUAAUCUAAUCAUCACCUUGUUCAGCAGCAGUUUUCUAGAUGUGGUUCCUAAAUACUGAAUCUUCAAGGAUACAACACCAUGAUUAAGAUUAGCACCCCCACCCUCUGUGGACCAUGACAUCAGCAGUGGGCAGACAGUUCCCAGGCAGCAGACCUCAGAGCCACAAGGAAGACCCACAUAGAGACAGCAGCACUGCUUGGAGGGCCAGAUCGAACCCCGUAGCAGAGAACAACAACCGAGGGAAACGCUCGACCCCCGACGGUGCCCCCCUGCUCUCUCAGACCAGACUCAGGGAGCAGCAAGCGGACGUGGACCAAAUCCCUCUAGGAAAGCUGCAGGUGAUGGAGAAGUUCUUCACCCCGGUGGAGCUGAACCAGGGGAUCAGGGCUGGUGGGCAUGUCAAGGGAGAGCAUGCUGGGACAGGCCACCACCAUCGCCCGCGCCCUCAUCGUUCCCAUCGCCAUCACCCCCAUCACUCCCAUCAGCAGCACCCUCACCACCAGCAGCAAGAGCCACAGUGGGUUGAAGAUCAGGAAGGACUCCAUGGCAGCUCGCAUGCUGGUCAGGAUGUUCUUCACCAUCACCAUGGCCACCAUAGCCAAGACCACCACCAUCAGCACCGCCAUCAUCUGCGCUAUGAGCAUCACCAUCACGAGAAGAGUCACCACAGUGCUGACGUGACCUCGAACACCUGCUCCCGCCCUCACACUUCUGCCGCAGCCUCCUCUUCUAUCCACUCCUCUGGCUCCUCUUCUUCCUCAUCAUCUUCCUCCUGGUCGUCUGAAGCCAGCAUGCAGAAUGAAGCCUUCCUGGUGGACAACAGGUGCAAGCUCCACCAUACUCUGCACUCACGGUCUUGUACGGACAUUUCAAAGGGCAAGAGGGCAUUUGGGGAAGAGGAUGAUGAAGAAGACACCAGACCCUUGCUAUCAGAUGACUACCAUCUCUAUAGAUCUGCUAGUCUUGAGCGGAGUCUUGCCUCUAAGGAUAACCUUGAGAUCCCUGAGUCUAGGAAGCCGAAGAAAGCCGUGUCAUCUAUCCAGCUCCCCACCAAGAGUAUCUUGAAGAAUAAGCAAGGGCAAAGUGAUGCAGUGGGGAAAGCUGGAAACUUCCGGAAGGCCAAAUCCAUGGAAGUACUUUCUAGCCGAAAUGAGAGGACAGGGCCUGGGACCUCAAAAGGAGGGGUGGGCAGGCCCAUCAAUGAGAAAGACCUGGAACUGAGGAAGGAGGAAGCCAGGCAGAAUCUAGUGAAGGAGAAGCUGCAGUUUUCUGCCUUUCUGAACGAGAUUAGUCGGCAGGUCCUCAGCCCCGCCAGGCUAAGUUCUUUGGGGGUCACCAAUGCUCAAAGGCCUGCCAAUGCGGGCUCAACUUCUCCUAAAUUGCCCAGGGAGGAACGCAGAGGCCAAGGGUGCAGGCAGGAGGAAGGGAAACAGAGACAGCAGACCAACAGGCCUAGCAGCGCUGACUCUAUGGCCUCCAGUGCUCACUCCCACUGCAGUGGGUAUUCCCGCUCCAGCCAACACCAGCCUCACCAUCACCACGGCAACACCAGCGGAAGCCCCCAGCUCCAGUGCCACACCUCAGGUAGUCACACAGAUGCCAGCACCAGCCCUGAGAACAGUCCCUCCCAAGAACAAGGGCAAGGCCUAAGCGGGGGCACACAACACCGUGGGGGGUCCAACAACCUCCAGACAGAUGGGACCAACACCAGCCCGGAGCUAAGCCCAUGCCUACCAAGACAUCACUCCCACCAUACGCGCUCCCAUGGGCACCACCAAUAUAACUACAGUGCUCAACACAGCCCGCCUCACCACCCCAAACAAGCUCACCACUCCCCCAGCCACAAGGAUGUCUCUCCAGGUACUCCAGUUACUCCAGAACGAGAGUCACAUUCCAGCAGACUGGAUUCACCGCGGAACAUAGCCAGCCCAGAACCCAGACAGGCAGGUCAUAUGGUCACAGAGGUACAGUAUAAGGAUGUAAUGUCUGAGGCCCACAGACUACAGAUCCUGCAAAAGCAGAAUGAGGAUCUACACCACACCCUGCUACAGACAGCCUUGCGCAUGGAGUGCAUGGAGGUGGCGUUUAAAACCAACCACCAGCAGUUAGAGGUGGACCUGCAGAGGACCCAGCUGGAGUUGGAGAACCUGAAGGACAAGUUCACAAGGCUCCAGGACAACUACUCCAGCACUCAGCAGACAAAUCAGCUGCUGGAGCAGAAAAUACAGUCAGUGUCGCAGAGCAUGGGCGGGGAGCGUGAGUGCCUGAGCAAGCGCAUAUUGGAGCUGACUGAGCAGAUGGCCACUGCACAGACCGUCCAAUCCCUGGAGAUCAUUAACGUUCCCUCCCUGUUUCAGGAAACCUCAGGGAAAGGCUUUGAGGCAGAAGAAGCAGCCAAUCAGUUCCUGCUCCCAGUUGCUCCUCCACCUACCCAAUUUAUGGACAAUGACCAUUAUAACAAAAUUAUUGGAACAGGGGACAACCAAGCACUGGGUCCAGUGCUGGAGGAGGAAGAAUCUGAUUGGUUGGUAGCUGGGGAAGGGCUACAGCAAGGACCAGGCGGAGGUCAGCGAAGUGUCACGGCAUUUCUACCCUGGAAACAGGAGCAGGGCAGCUGUGUAGGACUAACGCGAGACCGUAAGGGAGAAGGGGAUGCAGGAAGUGAGUCUGGGAGAGACGAAGGAGUCAGGCGACACCCUCCGCACUCCUUGCAGAUACCCCACCUCCAGUUCACCAUGCACCCUGAAACCUUGCCCGUCCCCACUGCUGACCUUAGCCUUGCCCGCUUUAGGAACACACCCAACAGUCCCGCUGGGCAAGGCUACAGGGUUGCGGCUAUGCACAAGCUAGGCUCUCCGAUCCGGGUCCUAUCGGCGAGCCUUGAGGAGAUAUGCUCCACCGGUGUGAGACAGCACCAGCCCGGCCCAGCCACGCUGAAGUGCACAGAGGCCAUGAUGAAUCUCCACCAUCCAGAGGGGGGUGCCCUGGGAGAUUCUGAUGAGGAUGACUUACUUUGCAGUUGGGGGAAAGGGAACAACAGAGGAAAAGGGGGAGGUGCUGGCGGGGUUGGGGACAGUUUUGAGCCUGGAGCAUGCCUCCUAAACUACCAUGCGGCUCCCAGGAUGGUGAGUCACUUGGUAUGCCAGCUGCAGCCCAUGGAGGUGAAGACCCAAGGCUGGACUGGCGAGGUGACAGAGGAGGUGCUCAAUGGGGAAAGAACGCAGUUGUAAAGCAAUUGGGGGGGUGGGUGGGGGCCACUGCUUUCCCCCUCAGGGGCGUUUUGUCCCUUUUAAAAGCACUAGAGAUUUCUUUAAUGGUUUGGUCUAAUCUAAAGGGUAUUAUUUUGUGUUCAUCAGUGCAUGUUUUAUAGGUCCUAAUGGGUUCUCAUACAUCAAACUGACCAAACUCAGUCAACUUAAGUGCAAAGAUUAUUCAAAAAGAUUUACAAGUAUAAGAACUGUCAAAUCAUCAAGAUAUAAAUCCUUUUCCUGCAGUAAUUCCAUAUGAAAAGUACUAUGAUUAAAAUCACCAAAUUGAAACAAAAUCAAAAGAAACAUCCUACAUCGAGAAAGGAAAAGCUUUGAGUUAUCGGGCAGUAUAAUAUUAUUUCAUGCCAUACCCACAUUCAAAACUGUGGCUCUACAAGAGCCAUGCACUUUCAGGGAAAAUAAAUCAACCUUAAAAGAACUUAUUGGUGCAUUGACCCAGUUCAGUUAGCACAGAGAGAGGGACAACACAUGAGCAAAGCCCUUUCUUUCAACUGCAUAUCAAUGCAGUAUUUCACAUGUUAUGAGACCACACAAAUGUGAAUAUGAAAUAUGAGAAUAUAAAUUUAUAAAUAGCUUCUUAAAUUAAUUCCUAAUCAAUGAAUAUAUAUAUUUACCUUAGUGUUUUAAUACAAAUGAACAUUGGCUUAAAUUACACAGAUCUAUUUGUACACACUGCUGUGAUUUUCAGCCCACUCAUAUUGAAUAAUGGUGCUUAAGAACUCAUCAUGAAAUAUGAGUGCACAAGACUAAUUUCUUCUAAAGAGCAGUAAGUGGGAAUAACUUUAAAAUAGACCACUGCAGUGGCUUCGUGUUGACUUGCUCCACGUGUGGGCCCCAUGGAAACUCAAUCACACAUGGAUAUUUCACAGCACCAGGGAGAGAAAGGCAGUGCUAAAUAAGAAAACAUCAAACCUGGGCAGGUCUUAGCUGGCAGAUUACAUCCUUUAAUAAAUCUAAUAAUAUAUUUGAGUAUCUCUUACUGUAAGUUUGUAAUAUGAAGGCUAGAUAAAAGGUAGAGAGAAUGAUAACAGCAUGGAGUAUAUUUAUAUACAGUCAGUGGCCACUUAAGUAGGUACACCUUCUUGUUCACGCUAAUAUCCUGCUGCUUCAAACAGUGAAUUGUGUGGAUGCAACUCAGUAUAUAAGGCAUGCGGACAGGGUGACGCGGUUUAGUUGUUCUUCAAUCAAACAUUAGAAAUGACCAGAUGCUUGAGCAAAAUGACUGAGGGUUUCAGCAUCUCAGAAACAGCUGUCUUCCUGGCAUUCACAUGCACUACAGUCUCCAGAGUUUACAAAGAUGGUGUGCUAGACAAAAACAUCCAGUAAUUGGCAGUUCUGUUGGCAAAAACACUUUGUAAAUGAGAGAGAUCAGAGGAGAAAGGGAAGACUUGUUCAAGCUAACAUUAGGGCUACUAAUGUUCAAAUAACAGCAGUGGUGUGCAGAAGGGCACGUCUGAACGCACAACAGGUCGAACUGUGAAGCAGUUACACCUGCAGAAGGCCACGCCAGGUUCCACUCCUGUCUGCUAAGCACAGGACGAUGAAGCUACAGUGGGCACAGGAUCACCAAAACUGGACAGUCUGAAAAAACGUUGUCUGGUCUGAUGAAGCUCUAUUUCUGCUGCGGCAUGGGGAGGGCAGGGUCAGAAUGUGGUGUAAACAGCAUGAAUCCGUGGAUCCACCCUGCCUUGUCUCAACAGCACAGGCUGCUGCUGGUGGUGUAAUGGUGAAGGGAACGUUUUAUUGGUGCGCAGUAGGCCUCUUCAAUACCAACCGAGUGUUAUUUGAAUGCCACAUACCUAAGCAUUGCUGCUAACCAUAUGCAAUCCCUUUAUGGCCACUGUCUACCCUUUUUCAAAUGGGUACUUCCAGCAGGAUAAUGCGCCAUGUCAUAAAUCAUGCAUCAUUUCAAGCAGGUUCUACUAACCUGACAGUGACUUCAGUUUACACCAAUGGCCUGCACAGUCCCCAGAUCUCAAUCCAAUAGAACACCUUCGGGAUAAGGUGCAAUGGGAGGUUUGCAGCAUGAAUGUGUUACCAAAAGAAAAAUCUGCAGGAACUGCGUGAUGCUAUCAAGUCAGCAUGAACCAGAAUCCCCUAAGGCGGCUUGCACCUUGCUGAAUUCAUGUCCCAAAGAAUCAUGGCUAUUCUGGAGCCAAAAGGGGGUCCUACCUAGUGCUAGAGUGGUGUUCCUAAUAAAGUGGCCACUGAGUGUAUGUAGUGUGUGUGUGCGUCUAUAUAUAUAAUGUAUUUCUUCAUGAUCCCUUGAAUCAUUUAAUGCUUUAAUAUUGUAGGAUUACCUCCAAACAAUGCAAAAGAAAUAUGUACAGUGUAGUUUCAAUAUAUUUGUGUACCGUGCAGUAAGUGCAGCAAAUUUGUAGCCAUUAAUGUUACUGAUCAUAAUUGAUGCUGUUCUUUUGGACACAGAGCCAGAGCCACUAUUUGCUCAGGUCCUGCGCUUAGUAGGUGACUGCUGUAGUGCUGCAGUUCAGUAGUAAGUCUGAGGGUCUCCCAGAGUGCCGGAGAUUCCCAGCCCUGGUGGUGACAUGAUGGUCUGGUAUCCUGCUUUUCCCUUUUCCAUUUUACAAAACUGUUCCAUUUUGUGAUUUUCUUUUGCUUACUUAUAACUGUAUUGGACAGACAUGAGUUAUGGUCUCACAGUGUUUGAAUAAUAGUGUACCUUUUAUUGCUGCUGGAGAGCCAGCAAAGCAGGUUAUUGAGUUAUCCUGAAGUAGAAGCACCCUACGAGGGAAUAGAUUGAUGUUAUAUUUCCUGUCUUUGCAAAGUCAGUAAUUUAGCUAGUAAUGGAAGCGUUCAUAAUGGAAUCAUAAAUUUGAAGCCAUUCUCAUGUUUAAGACAAAAUGAUCUAGUCACAUGGGACAGGUCAGGAUUGUAUGGGCGUUGAUUGUUAAAUGUGCUGUGUACCACGGUGAUCUGUAAGAGAAUGCAAUAUGCAAGGGCAUAUGUGUGUGUGUGUGUGUGUGUUUUCGGAGGGGGGGUGGUUCAUGGAAUUCAUGGUUUCUGGACAUUAUACAGAAGCAUUAUUUAUUGCAAAUUUGCCUCAUCUGAAUAUGUCCUUUCCCCUGAACAGUGUGCAGUAUAAAUCAAGAAACAAACAAGUCACAGGUCCUUGGGAGGUUCCUGUCUGCUAUUCGUCAGUGUUACUAGCUGGAGUAAAGUGAGUACAUGGACAGUGAGUAUUGCAAAAGGCACACAGACCUGCCAAUGAACAUAAGUAGUCUUCCAUGCCAUCCAGAUGUCCCUCUCAUCCAGACAUUCUUCUGCACAAUGCAUUCAGUAGGUCUGUAGUCAGAGGAACAGUGCCCUGCUGUUGGAAUUCAUUUCAUACUGUCUGCUGUUCUCAAGGACUCUUCACCUAGACCUGGUUGUCAAGUAAAGUCUGGAUUAUAAGGGUCUUUCCAGUUACUCCUCCAAGCUCUGUGCAUAGAUUAUGUCAUUGGUGUCUAAAGAUGUUAAGAUUGUAUGUGAUGUAUAUAAGCUUUCCACGUGUUAAAUGAUAAAUAAACCAGUUGAAUAAAUUCAAUUUUGUCAAGGG